AUGUGCUGUUCAUUCUCAUUCUUCGCUCUUCCACUGCUCAUUUCUUUUCUUUUAAUCUCUUCUGUCUCCACAAACCAAAAUGCAAGUAAAAACCAUCCCGACAAGAAUCUGUUUCGUAGUAACAUGGAUCCACUCGAACUAGAAACUUUGUUCAAGAUUAUGGAGUCUAUGUCAUCUGAUCAAAACUGGAGAAUUUCACACCCAAACCCAUGUAGUCCAGGCUCUUCUUGGCUAGGAAUUGAGUGCAAAGCAGGAAUUGAUAACCAUUUUCAUGUUACCAGGCUUGAUUUUGGUACCCCACCAAAUCCAACUUGCAAGAACGCUGCAACAUUCCCUCCAGAAAUUUUUGAACUCCCAAAUCUGGAAUCCAUUUUCAUUUUCCAGUGUUUCAGUCAUACGCAGACAGCAAUUUCUUUUCCGAUAGACAAGAUUUCCAGUUCUUUACAGCAGCUUAGUUUGAGAGCAAAUUCGGCACUUAUUGGCUCAAUCCCACGUCAGUUUUCUUCUCUUAAAUCUCUUCAAAUCCUCACAUUGUCACAAAACAGGCUAACAGGCAGAAUCCCAGUUGAUAUUUUCAGCUUGAGUUCUCUUUUACACCUUGAUUUGAGUUAUAACACGCUGACAGGCGUGAUCCCAUUUCAAAUUGGAAACCUCAGGAGCCUUUUAGGCUUGGAUUUGAGCUAUAACAGGCUGACAGGGCCAAUACCUGCCGCAAUUGGCCAGCUUUUGGUGCUUCAAAAGCUCGACUUUAGCUCUAAUUCUCUCACUGGAAGCAUUCCAGACAGUAUUCAGCAGCUGAAUUCUUUAAUUUUCUUGGCAUUAAGCAACAACAAAUUACGCGGAAGGUUUCCAAGGGGCCUCACGGAGCUGCAAAAUCUGCAGUACCUCAUAAUGGAUGACAAUCCAAUGUUCAUACCAUUGCCCCCGGAAUUUGGCCGUCUCAGAAAAUUGCAAGAACUCAGGCUUGCCAAUUCUGGAUACUCCGGCACAAUCCCUCCAAUUUACUCACAGCUGACGAAUCUAAGCGCCCUGUCGUUGCAAAACAACCGACUAAUGGGCAUAAUUCCUACCGGAUUUGGCAAUCUGUCUCACAUAUAUCAUCUGAACUUGAGCAGAAACUUUCUGGGUGGUGUUGUGCCAUUCAAUUCAAGUUUCCUGAAAAGGCUUGGCAGGAAUUUGGAUCUUAGUAGUAAUCCAGGGCUGUGUUUGAGUCCAUCAGAAGCAUUUGGUGUCAAUCUUGGAAUUGAUGUUUGUGGAAGUAACAAAAGUGCAUCUUCUAUCAGGCCAUCGAAGAAAUCUGAAGCUCCAUUUCAAUGCCCUAAACCAUUUACUCUUACUACUUUUUGGGUUUUUCUAGCAUUGCAUCAUAUAUUGUUUUCUGUUUAG
Messenger RNA from Fraxinus pennsylvanica, 1386 nucleotides. NCBI's taxonomy places the organism in Eukaryota, Viridiplantae, Streptophyta, Magnoliopsida, Lamiales, Oleaceae. The record is from the annotation of a GenBank genome assembly.